CUUAUUUGUUCGGUCAUGUCGUGGUGCAAUCUGAAUUUUUCCUGUUGCGAUGCUCGUGCUCAAUUACCAAACCUUUGUUUUCGAAAAGAACGUCGGUACUGGUUUCGUGCGUACACGUUCGUGGUCGUCGUAAAUCGCUAAAUCUCGUCCGCCGGCCGUAAUUUAUUGAAGAACUUGAACUUCUCUUCCCGAUAACGGAAGACAGCAGACUACUGAUGCUCCUCCCUUUAUUUUUUACGUUCUAGAAAAACAUCAGCAUCAAAAGUCUAUGUGUAACAGGAACAGAACUCUUGAAGUUGAAGCUAUGCAAUUUUGAGACGGUAUCCCCCGACGCCUAUAGAAGAUUGGAGUUCUUCAACACGUGUUUUCCCCUUGUCUGCAUGCUAGUGUUGUUGUACUUACCCGCAGCUUCCCUUCUAUCUACUAAGAUUACAACUCCGGUCAACUAGUACUCACGAUGAAAAAAAAAAUCCGAAUCUGCGUAAAUCCUAUCAACUUCUAGUUUAGCGCAACGCGAUAACAAGCAUCACCAUGACGGCACUCACGACUAGUGUCAGUCCAGCGGAGGAGAAGGAAGCUUCUCCCUCAGCAAGAAGCUCUGUGUCGCACAGCCAUGUUGGUGUUGAGCAGCCAACCACAACGGAAUCAACCAUCCCGGUACUUGAUUCUCGCGCCAAAAGACAUAGGACAGCGUCCACAUCUUCUUCCUCGAAAAGCGCAAGAAAAAACGGCACCGUUGUGCCUUCAACCGCUAGACCCGAGGGCAACCGCUUUUUGUCUCUGUUUUUCUCGAUAUUCGCCCUGCUGCUGCUAAGCUGCACACUUUCCGACGUUCCGGUUCUUGAAGAGAGCCGUGGUGAGGUAGUCCUGCAUUCGCGGCGACCAAAAAGCUCCGUCGAAGCGAAGUCUUCAAGCCCGAGCAAAUCACCAGUGUACGCCGGAGCCCAGGUGGACAACGACCCGGAGGAGUCGGUGAAGCAGUUGCGCAGCCGAGAAGCGGACCGCGCGGGGCCUAUUUCUGCCUUUGCGAAGGAGCUCUGAAGUGGAACGGCUCUGGCAAAUGAAGAUGAAUAGACCUGCCGUACUUCUUAAACAUAUGUAUUACAUCGCAGAGGACCGCACAAGCGCAGGGCAGAGGACAACCAGUAGACUAAGCACGGUCCUCCAGUAUGGCAUAAAGACUCACAGACACAUGCUUUGCUGGAGGCGAUGUCUCGCGCUGUUGCUCUACUACAGAAGAUGAACGCUUUCACUUUACCAGACAACCUAGAGACAGACCCUUUGUAGUUUAUUUAGUAAGUACAUCUCCACCUAAGAUAGCAAGCGGACGACAAAUUUACGAAGAAAUCUACUUAUAGCAAAUCAACCUCCCAGACGAGUCAUCGUGUGCAUCAAACUCGAAAGAACUUUUUCGCUGCUUGCAGCUACACUGUAGAAAGCUGGUUUUCAUAUGUACUAUCUAUCGUGUAUCAUGGUUGUGCAUCAAACGACGUCUCUGAGUCAUGUUGUAUUUUAGUAGCCCUGUCCAGGGUUACGGUCACUAGUUUACUCCAAUCAGAGAUCGCAGAAUUUAAGAACUAGCUAAAAAUCUAGUUUAUCCAUACUUUGCUAAUAUGCUUCGAAUACUUACGCUUCGCCUUCGUUGUUUCUACUUCGUCAGCAAGAACGGCACAGCGCACGCACUCCCAUAUGUAGGAAAGAAAAAAUGCUGUAGCUGUUGUAGGACCGCACUGGUCCUCGUGCCAUUGCUUGGCGUAAAUUGAAUCGACGAGGACGACACAGGACAAUUUUGCCGCAGAUGCUGAGAAAACCGUCGUGUCGGAAGGUGAAGUAGGAGGUAUCGGGCUCAAGAUUACGAAAAAAUCAUACUCAGAACUUUUGGCAGC
This is a messenger RNA of Amoebophrya sp. A120, 1886 nucleotides long. The record is from the annotation of a GenBank genome assembly. NCBI's taxonomy places the organism in Eukaryota, Dinophyceae, Syndiniales, Amoebophryaceae.